Messenger RNA from Drosophila mojavensis, 2400 nucleotides. It is a transcript of the gene eIF2A, whose product is annotated as eukaryotic translation initiation factor 2A. The record is from RefSeq and is a predicted model, not a curated record. Gene Ontology annotation, molecular function: ribosome binding; mRNA binding; tRNA binding. Bases 98 to 2320 code for a protein of 740 amino acids. Lineage: Eukaryota; Metazoa; Arthropoda; Insecta; Diptera; Drosophilidae. The transcript is spliced from 4 exons. Gene Ontology annotation, cellular component: cytosolic small ribosomal subunit. Gene Ontology annotation, biological process: translational initiation.
UUGAAGUUUGAUAAUAACUAAAUUCUUUAGUCUAAAAAUGUUUUGAAAUUCACGUAGAGCAUAAAAUUUUGUUGCAGUUUUUGAAUACGUCUGGUUGAUGUUCGUUUUACGCGCGCCCAAUGCAUGUUGCUUUAGCGUUAUCGAUUACAACACAAUACAACCGUGCGUACACAAACAACUGUUGACCAACACUGCAGCCAGUGACCGUGUGUGUGUGUGUGAGAGAUUGAAGACAAUGGCUGCGGCUGUGGACGGUGUGGUUCCUACCCUUGCAAUUCGCUCUAGCGUGGCUGUUGAGCUGUGGUCGUCAGCUGGUGCAAAACAGCCAUACGAACACAAGCCCAAUUUGCCGCGAGAGGAGACGAAAAGUUCGCGUUCGAUCUGCUUCAGUCCGGAUGGUCGGUAUUUUGCAUACUCGAAUGGUGCCGAGGUGAAGGUGCUACGCGUGCCAAUUUCCAACACUGGCGGCGACGCUGAUUGCUGGCCGGUACAAUGCACGUUGCCGCGUCCAAAGGCCUUCUAUCUCAAGUUCUCACCGCGCGGCAAUUAUCUGUGCACGUGGGAGCAUUAUGCCAUCACAAAAGAUCGUCCCGAGGGUGCUGCAAAUUUGCUUGUUUACGAGAUUGCCACUGGCAAGGAGGUCUUUGCCAUUGUACAAAAGAAUCAAACGGAUUGGCAGCCAUCGUGGUCAUCUGAUGAAUCGAUCUUUGCGCUGGUCGUCGGCGGUGAAGCACUUUUCUAUGAUUUGGCAAAUGGCCCGACUGAAGGAUUUGCCAGUGCAUCACGCAAAAUUGGCGGCAGUCGCGGCGGUAUGCUAUCCCUCGGUCCGGGCAAUAGUCCGCCAUACUUGGCAUUCUAUACACCCGGCGCCAAGGGUGCACCAUCCAUGUGUAAGCUCUACAAGUAUCCAGCUUUGGGCCAGAACCAAACGGUUGCCUGUAAGAGUUUCUUUCAAGCGGAUCGCGUCGAGAUGCUAUGGAAUAAGCGAGGCAGUGGCCUGCUGCUUCUAACGAGCACGGAGGUGGACAAGAGUGGUGCCUCGUACUAUGGCAAUCAAGCGGUACAUUUUAUGGCUACCAAGGGCGAUACAUGCUCUGUGCCAUUAUCGAAGGAGGGCCCCGUCCACUGUGUGAAAUGGAGCCCCAAGGCCAAUGAAUUUGUUGUCGUCUAUGGCUUUAUGCCAUCCAAGGCAGCACUCUAUAAUCUAAAGUGUGACGUUAUCUUUGACUUUGGAGAGGGACCACGCAACUGCGCCUACUUCAAUCCAUUUGGCAAUCUGAUUGUGCUCGCCGGCUUUGGCAAUCUACCCGGCGCCGUGGAAGUGUGGGAUGUUACCAAGAAGGAGAGGAUCGCCAAUAUAAAGUGUGCGGACACCACACACUUUGAAUGGCAUCCGAAUGGCGAAUGGUUUGUCACGGCAACAACUGCGCCCCGACUGCGCAUUAGCAACGGAUUCAAGGUAUAUCACUAUUCGGGCGCAUUGCUGCAUGAGACACUGUGGCCGCAGGGUCAGGAGUUGCUUGGCAUCGAGUGGCAGCAGUAUGCGGAUAACACAUUUGCCGAGCCAAAAAUCACGAAGGCCAAACAUGAGGGCAUCAAGUCCAGUCAGCCGGAGGCCAGCAAGAAGGCCUACACACCGCCCCAUUUGCGUUUGCUCAAGGAGGGGAAAAAUCCGGAAAAAUAUUUGCCGCAGCCUCAGACGGUGCCGGGACUAACAGCAACAGCACCAGGUGUUGGCAAAAAUAAGAAGAGAAAUACCAACGGCAGCAAAGCAAAGGGCAAUAAUAACAUCAACAACAAGCGUGAAGCUGGCGAUGCCACACCACAAGAUGCAGCUGCCACUGCAGCGUCUCCCGUUGAGGGUCUGGACCAGCAGCAGCAGCAGCAGCAAGAUCAGGAGAUUGCAACAGGCUCAGCUGUAAAUGUUGGUGAAUCGCCGCGCAAACCAGCGCAGCAGCAGAAGCAGCGUCCGCAGCCCAGGCAGCAUCAGCAAUACCAACCACAGCAGCAGCAGCAGCAGCAGCAGCAUCCACAACAGCAGCAGCAUCAACAGCAGGAGCAGCAAAACACGGUUGAGCUGGGCACACCACGUCAUUAUCAGGCCAAUGGCAAUGUUCCGCCGAACAAUAAUGCCAACAACAAUAACAACAAUAGCGACAAGGAUCGCAAGAUACGUAAUGUGGCCAAAAAAUUAUCGGACAUUAAAAAGCUCAAGUCGCGACAAAGUCAAGGCGAAACUCUGGAAUUGAAUCAGUUAAACAAAAUUAAAAUGGAGGCAAGGUAUUUGGAGGAACUCAAGGCGCUCAAAUUGUCCGUUUAAUAAUGAUUACAUGCCAUCAACUGUUAAAUGUGUGAUACAACAAUAGCAACAACAACAACAAAAGCAACAAUAGCAACUAC